AGGCACAUCCAGUUGAACAGCCCCUCUUUCUACUUUCUUCCGUCUUCUCCAGAAGAUGUCAUGAAGUGGCUCAUGGCUGCAUCACCCAUUAACACACAAAGGUCCAGGAAAGGACCCCUCCUUUCUCCAGAACACAGUUUUCAAAGCAAAAGGGGAACCAACAUGUUGACACAACACACCCAAUGCACAAGACAACGACUAAGCUCAAGGAAAGCAAAUUAAGUCGAAGGCAGGCAGGGAGCGCAGCGCAGUGCAACUAGCAGCGUCUCAAGCCAAACGCACCUGGGAAUCACAGAACAGCCCUCUAAGGAUGCCUGGAAUGGGGUCGGCACCUCACAAAGUGGCCACAAACACGACUGCAUGAGUAGCACACGAUGGCAUCACUGAGGAGACCACAUCACUCCUGCAAAGCUUUGGACAAGCCUACCAACACCUGCCAUGAGAUGCGCCUUCCUCAACACUCCAGUCACACCCAAAGAUGCCGACAGGGUCAAAGGAUCAAAUCCACAACACAAGGAAAUGAAAAGGAAGUGUUGUGGGAAGACAAUGACACCCCACCUCAUGACUUCUCUGGGUUGGGCAUGCAACAGCAGCAUUCUGCACAGUGCUGCCAUGCGCAGAGGCUCUCUCCAAGCCCUCAGGCACUCACACAGCAGCAUAAAAGCCAGCCCUGUGCCUUGCUCCCUCACACCACUCUCCUGUCGUCUUCUGCUCUGUGCUCUUCCAGGUGAGCUGCACCCCCCGCUGCCCUCCUUUGGCCACCCCACCUGGCUUUGCUCGCCCUUCCCCUCUGACCACAAAGUCUGCAGCCUUUCCACCUCUUCUGUCAUGCUCCCCACAACACCAAACCAUACCUCCCUGCCGCUUGGGAACGGAACAGCAUUGCUUCCCAUACCAUCAACUCCCUCCACUCACCCAACACCCUUUCUUUCAGGUACCCUCCACCCCACAGCCAUGUCCUGCUACGACCUCUGCCGCCCCUGCAGUGGGGGACCCACCCCGCUGGCUAACAGCUGCAACGAGCCCUGUGUCAGGCAGUGCCAGGACUCCCAAGUCGUCAUCCAGCCCUCCACCGUGGUGGUCACCCUGCCGGGACCCAUCCUCAGCUCCUUCCCCCAGAACACCGCCGUCGGAUCCUCCUCAUCAGCUGCCGUGGGCAGCGCCCUCAACGCCCAGGGAGUGGCCAUCUCCUCCGGCGGCUUCGGCUUCGGAGGCCUGGGCUGCUUCAACGGCGGCAGAGCCCGCUACCCCUGCUAAGGGCCGGCGCCCACACCCUCACACCAAACACCUGCACCCUGCAAGGCGCCUCACGCACUCAGGAGGCACCUCUGUGCCACCCAUGGCCCAAGGGCUCACCAGCCAUGACUCCUCUUUUCAUGGAAUGAAACAGAGAAGGAUGGAACAACUUCAGACCAUGCUGCCUGGGAACAUGUGUGCAGUAACUUUCUUCUGCCUUUGCACUUCAAAUUGUGCUCUUUCCACUUGGCGAUCACCAAGUGGAUCCUUCCUUUUCAUGUGUUUCUCUCAAUAAAGAACUCAUGCAUGUCAUCUUCAGAUUUCUCCUCUCCAUUCCUUUGAUUAAUGCUCUUUCCACUUCAACCAAUACAAAGACAUGGCUCUAGAAAGGAACGUGUUGGGUCCAAAUGGGCCCCACGACCUCCUCUCGGUGCCAUGUCUCUUACAAGAGCAUCGCUGGCUUGCAGAUGGCAUUCUUCUCAUCACAUAUUAUCUACACUUGUACAAACAAAGUCAGAUAGUACCACUGCACUGCCCAAGCCCACUCAGGAAUAGCAGGCUGUCCACAGUCAGGUCCAGUCUCAUCACCCAGGCUUUUUAUGAAGAUACUCAACAGCACUGGCCUCACUCCCCAGGCUUGGACGAAACUACUACGAACUCACCACAUCAGGACUCUGUGUCACUCACCUCAGACCACCAGACCCCUGCCUUCAGCCACUUUAUAGACCACCUCAGCAUCCGUUAACCUGUAAAGAUCACUGAGAGUUUGCCUAUGAGCACACCCUGGGAGGAAACAUCAAGGCCUUUUGUAAAGGCAAACUCACUGCACCCUCUUAUGCGCAAAGCUGGUCACUUCAGUGUAGAAAAACACAGGUAGUUUGCCCUUUCGUGCUUUCUAUUCCCACCACUUCUUAGCCAGUCUCAGUCAAUCCCGUGACAGUUAUCCACAUUGAGCACUCCCCAUCAUGUUCUUCUUCCUCUUGCAUCUGCAAAAACACAUUCCCGGAUUUGCUCUUCACUUGCCCAGCAGCACAGGUCACUUAAACAAAUAUCUCCUUUGCCACUCUUCCUUCUUCCAUCUCCUUCAAGACAGCAGGGCUACGAGCUCUGUCCCGCACAUCAGAAGCCCCUCCCAGGCACUGUGACCUUUCUAAAACAAAUGAUGUCACCCUUGCAAGGACAUCUCAUGGCUCCCUCAUCGUUCAUGCAUAGAACCAGGCCCAUCUCACAGCCUUUGGGCACGUCCACCCUACUUCUCUUCAUCUCCUUUGGCAACAAGCACUGUUCACCUCAGCAGCAAGACACAAAGCACUCACCUCAGCUGAAUGGCGGCAUGAGAUAUGGUUUAGUGGCUCGUGGUAGCAAUGGUGGUGGGAGGACAGUUGGACUAGAUGAUCUUGUAGGUCCUUUCCAACCCUUGGAUUCUAUGCUUCUACGAUUCUACAUCCUGCAUCCUUCAGCCAUGUCCUUGACCACGUGGCCUGGAGCAGCUCAUGGCUGCAUCCCCAUGUAGCAUGGAUGCUUCCAGUUUCCCUAUGGAAUCUUCAAAUCCUCAUGGAAACCAUCAAAGGCCAUGCCUUUGAGAAACUCAAUUUUCAUUGAGGUCAACUGACAUUCAACUCAACAAUGAUCUCAUAGCGUCUGCUUCAGCCUUCCACUCCAACAUCCUCCCGUUCUGCUCAGGGUUUGCUACCUCUCAACGAGGCCUGAGAGGACUGUGUCCUGCCCUCACAAACAGCCCUCCUCUGCCUAAAUAAGCUACAAUCCCCACACAGAGCCCUAAGCUGAAACUAGAGCACAGAACACCCAGGAAAACAGUUCGCAAAUAAAACCUUGAUAGCAAAAAGGGAACCAAUCAGCUGUCAAGGCAGCACACCCAAUGGGAAAGAGAAGGGCAAAGCACAUGGAAAGGGAAAUGGGAUGAAAGCAAGCAGGGAGCAAAAGCAACACAAGUAAUAGGGUCUCAUGCCAGACACGCUUGGGAAGCCCACAGCAGACUGACAAGAUGCUGUGAAAUGGGAUCCUCACCACUCAGUGCAGACACAAACCACCCAACAUCAAUGCUACCCAGUGACCGCACUCCUGAGACAACAACUCUCCCAUGCCUUAGAUGCAUCUUCCAACCACCAUCAUGAGACACACCUUCCAUAUAAAUCCCACAAAAUACUCAUUUUCCCUUAAAAAUUGCCGACAAGGUCAAAGGAUCAAAUCCACAACACAAGGAAAUGAAAAGGGAGAGCUGUGGGAAGACAAUGACACACCCCCACCUCAUGACUGGCAUGGUUCUGGAACGCAAGAGCUGCUCACUGCAUACAAUGCUGCCAUGCGCAGAGGCUCUCUCCAAGCCCUCAGGCACUCACACAGCAGCAUAAAAGCCGGCCCUGUGCCUCGCUCCCUCACACCACUCUCCUGCUGCCUUCUGCUCUGUGCUCUUCCAGGUGAGCCUGCAGCCCCCACUGACCUCCUUUGGCCACCCCACCUGACCAAAUUCUCCAUACUGCCCCUGCUCAAACCUCCGCAGCCCUUCUACCUCCUCUCUGUCAUGCUC
Molecule: messenger RNA, 3784 nt
Organism: Meleagris gallopavo (turkey)
Lineage: Eukaryota; Metazoa; Chordata; Aves; Galliformes; Phasianidae
Source: RefSeq, a predicted model, not a curated record